Camelina sativa (false flax) is the source of this 1521-nucleotide messenger RNA. RefSeq lists its product as uncharacterized. The record is from RefSeq and is a predicted model, not a curated record. NCBI's taxonomy places the organism in Eukaryota, Viridiplantae, Streptophyta, Magnoliopsida, Brassicales, Brassicaceae.
AUGGCUAAAAAUAGUGAGGAGCCAAAGUUUAGUUUGAGACUUAUUGUUGAUGAAGAGAGAAACAAGGUUGUUUUGGCUGAGGCUUGUAGGGAUUUUGUUGAUGUACUCUUCAGUCUUCUGACACUACCGAUGGGAACUAUUGUCAGAUUGCUUGAGAACCAUCGAAACUCUGAGCCAAUAACUGUGGGUUGUUUCAACAAUCUCUAUAAAAGUGUUGUGGACAUGGGCAGUGAUAGUUUUGAGACUGAAGCUUGUAAGCAGAUGCUCCUUUAUCCGAUGAGUGUGAGGGAUGUUCAGAGCAAAAGGCUUAAAGUCAACAUAAACCCUACUGAGAGCAUCAAGUGUUUUAAGUGCCCUAGUUACUGUGAGUUGUACAGUAACUUCAACACCUCAAGAUGUCGUUGCGGUAAUUUAAUGAGCAAGGAGAUUGAAUUAGAAAAGAAAGAACAAGUUGCUGGCUGGAGUCAAAGUGAUGCUAAUGGAGUAUUUGUCAGUGGUAGGUGCUCAUUCAUCUUAACAGAUGACUUGAAAGUAGCAGUCAAGUCAACUGAACUUGUCUUGGAGAAGCUCAAAUCCGUAGGUUGUGCUGAUGUUAAUAAGCUUGGUGAAAGGCUUCUUGUUAUCGGUUUGGAAGAGGUACUCACUCUGCUGGAAUAUAUAUUCUCCUCAAAUGCUCCCUUGACAGACACUUUCUUGAACAAGCAAAGUCCACAAGGUGUGACGAAGAUUUGCAAAUCACUAAGUCCAUGUUUGGAGAAGAAAGGAGAGGAAGCAGAACCUGGUAAGGUAGUAACUCUGAAAGCAAUAGUGAGGAAGCAAGACGACAUAGAGAUUUUAUUUGUUGAAUGCGGAGAGGAAUUUGUUGAGCUCCUCUUCUCUUUUCUGGUUGUCCCUUUGGAAUCUGUAUGGGAAAUUUCUGGCAGCUCUAUCUCUUUAGGUUGCAUUGGAAACUUGUGUAGAAGUUUCAAGGAAUUGACUGCUAAUGAGGGGACUGAACUGUCAAACUCCAUAUGCACGCUUCCUUCUUUCUAUAGUUUCCAAAUGCAGUUGCCCGGUAUCACUACUCAACAGCCUCCAGUAUACUACCGCUACAGGCUCUAUGACAAUCAAAUAAGGUAUGGUUUGACUACAAAUGGUAAUCGAACUCCUAAUUACCGCAAGGACAGAAUAGUUCGAGCGGAUUUGAUGGAUGCCAAAUCCCCUGGCAGCGAUAAGUCUACUCAAUGUUACGGGUUCUUGAAGAAAGAGACAAAGUUUACCGUGUUAGAUGAUCUGACAAUUACAUCUAUGAACUCAUGCUCCACUAUUUCCUUACUGAAGAAGUUGCAGAGUCACGCAGACGACCUAGAGGUGAAAGAAAUCAGCAUAAGCAAUGCAGACGCUUUGAAUUUGUUAAGAGCUUCAUUGGUGACAUCCUCUGCAUUGAGCACGGCUUUUUGGAGUUUGUUUGCUGAGAAAGUGAAAGAGGAGACUGAUUUAGGGGACUCGGUUUCAAAGAAGGUGAAGGAAGAAGAGACUUGA